This is a messenger RNA of Triticum turgidum subsp. durum (durum wheat), 1086 nucleotides long. The record is from the annotation of a GenBank genome assembly. Lineage: Eukaryota; Viridiplantae; Streptophyta; Magnoliopsida; Poales; Poaceae.
AUGGCGUCCUCCGGCGCCGGCGGGGAGCCGUCGAGGUCCGCCAUUGUGGCCGACACGGCGAGCGGGCACCACCUUCUCACGAUUCAGGGCUACUCCUGCACCAAGGACCUUCCCACCGGAGAGAAGAUCAGUUCCCGGCCCUUCACAGUCGGCGGCCACCGCUGGCGCAUCGACUACUACCCUAACGGUGUAAGCUCGUCGGCCAACAGCUGCAUAUCCCUCUCCCUAGUCCUCGACGAAAAGGUCGCGGCGGAUGUGAAGGCGAAGUACAGCUUCUGCCUCGCCGGCGAGGUGGAGGAAAAACAAGCGGCGCGCCUGGCGUCGGCCACGGUGAGCACAUUCCCUUCCAAGAGCUGUAGCGUUCUCAACUGGUACUCGACCUUCAUCAAAAGGGAGGACCUGCAGAGCUCCAAGAACCUGAAGAAUGACUCGUUCACCGUCCGGUGCGACAUCGUCGUCGUCCACCGUUACCUCGUGGAGGACGCGCCGCCAGGCUUCGUCUCCGUGCCGCCGCCGUGCGACCUGCGCCGGGACCUUGCCAAGCUCCUCGAGACUGAGAAAGGUGCUGACGUGGUGUUCGAGGUCGGCGGCGAGACCCUCGCUGCUCACCGGUGCGUGCUGGCGGCCCGCUCGUCGGUGUUCGCCGCUGAGCUCUUCGGACCAAUCAAGGAGGGCAAUGCUGCUGCCGCCGGUAGCCUCGUCGUGCCUGUGGAAGACAUGGAGGCAGAGGUGUUCAAGGCACUACUCCGUUACGCAUACACUGGCUCAUUGCCACAGAUCCGCAAGGAAGACGAAGACGCCACCUGCCAACAUCUGCUCACCGUUGCGGACAGGUAUGGCAUGGAGCGGCUGAAGCUCAUCUGCGAGGAAAAGCUUUGCAAGUACAUCAAUGUCGGCACGGCGGUGACCAUUCUGGUGCUGGCCGAGCAGCACCACUGUGAGGGGCUGAAGAAGGCAUGCUUCAAGUUUCUUGCCACUCCGGCGAAUCUGAAAGCCGUAGUGGCCACCGACGCCUUACAACAACUGAGCACGAGCUGCCCUUCUCUUAUGGUAGAGCUCAUGGCCAUGUCCUUGGCGCAUUCUUAG